Messenger RNA from Belonocnema kinseyi, 4160 nucleotides. Its product is annotated as ubiquitin-conjugating enzyme E2 Q2. The transcript has 6 exons. Bases 155 to 1303 code for a protein of 382 amino acids. Gene Ontology annotation, molecular function: ubiquitin conjugating enzyme activity. Gene Ontology annotation, cellular component: nucleus. Gene Ontology annotation, biological process: protein polyubiquitination. The record is from RefSeq and is a predicted model, not a curated record. Lineage: Eukaryota; Metazoa; Arthropoda; Insecta; Hymenoptera; Cynipidae.
AGCUCGAGGAGCAGUCAGCCGUAGUCGCCAUUUUCUCGGGUAGUCAUCGGGUCCAUCCUGUUUUUACCGCGGUGUGUGUGAUUUUUCCGGCCAAGCCUAGUAACGCCGAGAAAAUUCAGGACAAAGGUUUUUCCUCGCGCACGGCCGAGCCCAAAUGGCUUGUUUGAACACACUGAAGCAGGAGAUAAAAACCCUCGAGUCCGUCUUCCCCAAGAGCCAUGAGAGGUUUCAGAUAAUGUCUGCGAGCGUGGACGAGCUCAGCUGCAGGUUCGUCGGUAAAAAUGGGAAGAAAUACGAAAUUCACGCCAAUAUCACAGAGACGUAUCCGUCGACACCACCGGUCUGGUUCGCCGAAUCCGAGGAGACGAGCGUGACGAAUGCGGUUCAGAUUUUGAGCAACACAACAGGUCGUGACAAUCACGUGCUUAACCAGGUGGGAAUUCUCUUGAAAGAAUUAUGCCGCUUGCAUUCACUGCCAGAACCACCAGACGUUGAGCGUUUGAGAACCGCUCUCGAUCCUCUUCGAUUGGGAGCUGCAGCGUCAGUGCCACAGAGGAUGGAGGCUGAAGACACAGAGGAUCUCGAUGACGACGAAGAAAGCGAAGCAGAGGAAGACCUUCACCUCGAUAUGGACGAAGGCGAGGCCAAUGCUAAGAGCAAGGGAGAGGAAAUGGCCAUAGAACACCUUGCAACCCUUGAAAGGCUGAGACAGAACCAACGCCAAGAUUAUUUAAAGGGUUCGGUUUCCGGAAGCGUUCAAGCUACCGACAGACUUAUGAAGGAGUUGCGGGAUAUAUACCGAAGUGAUAGUUUCAAAAAAGGUAUGUACAGCAUAGAACUAGUUAACGACAGCCUGUAUGAGUGGAACAUCAAACUAAUGUGCGUGGACCCAGACUCGCCGUUGCACAACGACCUCGUCCUUCUUAAAGAAAAGGAAGGAAAAGACAGUAUUUUACUAAACAUGCUGUUCAAGGAAUCAUACCCAUUCGAACCGCCAUUUGUACGAGUAGUGCAUCCUAUUAUCUCGGGUGGUUACGUAUUACUGGGAGGUGCCAUUUGCAUGGAACUUCUAACGAAGCAGGGAUGGAGUUCGGCCUACACGGUUGAGGCCCUCAUCAUGCAAAUCUCGGCGACAUUAGUCAAGGGCAAGGCCCGUAUCCAGUUCCCCGGCUCUACAGGCAGCGGAAAAGUCUGCGGAGGACAGGGACAAUAUAGUCUUGCUCGCGCGCAACAAUCCUUUAAAUCACUAGUUCAAAUUCAUGAAAAGAACGGGUGGUUUACCCCGCCGAAGGAGGACGGCUAAUGAAACUUAAGCUUUAAAAGGCGACGACAAGACGCGCGAUUAAAAGGACUUUGAUUCGGUGUGUGCCCAAAAAUAUUAUUAACGUCAUAAAAAUUUGAUACGCAAACACCCUAUUAUCGUAGAUAAAACGCAUAAAAUUGAUGCAAAUUCAUAUAGGAAUUUUAUGAACCGCGCACGCAAAAGAAAAAAGAAUCAAUUUUAUCGUGCUUAUGCCGGGCAUAACCAAAUCAGUUGGUUUUGCAACACACGAUUCCGAAAAUGAGGUGUUCUUCAGACAUUUUUGCAGAGUGAUUUUGUUUCAAGGGGAGCAGGAGAAUAGUUUUAUAGUUCUAUAUUAGUACAAAAGCUAGAGUAUUUAUAAUAAUCGAAAGCCGGAAACAAUUUGGUCGCAUUUUCUUUUUUAUGGCAUCGAAUCGGUUUUUUUUUAGAUUUAUUCCCUUUGAAGGCUCUUUUAUCUGAAAAGUAGCUUUAUUACUUUCUCUUUUCUUCCCCGUUUGGUUAAUUAGUUCUGUAAGAUUCUGUGCAAUUAGACUCGACUGUUGUAGAUUAUCGCGAUAAAGCUCCGAUCUUCUCGGUUUCGAAUCGGAAUUUUUUUGCCUAGGAUUAGUUUAUCUUUGUGCGAGGUAGGAAAGUUGUGCCUCGCAGAUUAUUGUUUUCUGUUUUGAAAUUUAGCGCGUAAGAAAGUUUUUCGCACUCUUGACGCGAAGCUAUUGACAUUUGAACGUGAUAAACGAGAGAAGGAAAAAAAAGAUUCGUAAUAAAUAAACUUUGUAAUACGUCUUGUAAUAAAAUGUAAAAUCAUUUCUUCGAUUGUUCAAUGAUUGGCUAGGUAUUCUUAUAAUCAAUACGUUUAUGGAGUACGCGAGAGUGAUGCCUAUUCGAAUUCGAGUGAAAAUUGAAAUGCACAAGUCUAGUUCAGUGUUUGUUUUCAGUGUUUAAAGUCCUAUUUUUAAUCAAUGUGGGAUUUUUUUCUUUUAAUAGUCCUCUUUUUAAACAGAAUUUACAAUGUGAUUUAGGCACGCUGAUAAUAAUCGAUUUUUUCUUUUUCCGGCUUUGCAGGUAAGAAAGAAAUUGAGGUCGAAAGUUUUUUAUUUUCACUCGAAGAUAACAAGGUCGCAAUGUGCAAAAAGUAAAUACCAAGCUUGCAAAGGUACGCCUAGGUAAUCUACGAAAGUGUAUAUGUGACAACAAAAUUGUAAUAGAAUCGUACCUUCUUUAUCCAUUCCCAAUUUUUAAGCCCCCCCCAACCCUCGACCCUUGCCCCCCCCCUCCAAUCCUUGUCUCUCGAAUGCUCCGUUAGCGAGUCGAGAAAAUCGCGCGCUGAGUCACCGAGUAAAUGGAUGUGAUUGUAUAAAUUCUUUGUUUAUAUAAGCGAGAGGGAGAGUGUGCUUCGGAAUGAAACGAACGACGAAAUAAAAUUCAACACAAAACAUUGAAGAGAGAAAUAGAGAAAAGACUAAACGAAAAGACGAUCGCACAAGAUGGCUAGAGCGAAGAGGGGAGGCGCCCGCGUCGAAAAUUGUAAAAAUAAGCUAAAGCACAGCCUCUUCUCUUCGAUAUUGCAAUCAAUGUCGAUCUAACAAUUGCCUUCGUUAUCAUUCUGUGUUGAGUAAUCGAGCUCUCAAACAUGCCCACCCUCUAAAGUGUAGUCUCUAGGUCUUGUAUACCGUGUUAAGUGUAUCAGUACGACAUUAAUUCGUUUUUAAGUCGUCCUUUGAGGUUGGCACGUCCACCCUAAAAUCACAUCUUUGUCCGAUUCUUCACGAGGAAUUUAUUUUAUAUUUCAAUGACUGCAGCGCUAACCAAAAAGUAUUAACUCCUCUGCAGUCCCGCCAUACAACUCGUCACUCAUCUCUGAGACUAACACCUCAUUUCCAUCAUCAUUUUGUCGGCUUUUCAAAGGAUUCGUCGUUCAAAGCCUUGAUUUUCUUUUUUUUUUUGUUUAGUUAAUAAUUAAAAUGCUGUAGGACCAUUAAAUCCUUUAGGGUUUUAGAUGAUUUACGAAGUUUGAGGUUUUCUUCUCAGACGUUGUACGAGUGCCAAGGGUUUAAGGAAAUCAGAGACUAUUUUUAAUAUUUUCUAAUUGGUAUUACGAAAAUCAUUUCAAAGUGUGAAAUAUAAAGUUGAUAUUAAAAAUGUGAUUCUAGGGAAACAGAUAGAGAGAAAUGUCUCGGAACUUUCGGAUGAAACACGAUUUCUGGUUUUAGUGACGAAACUGAAUAAAACUGUUUGCCAGAAAAAGAGAAUUUUUUGUACUCUUAAGUGUCCUGCUUGUGGAAGAUUCAUCAGAGCUUGAGUGUUUGGAUAUUUUGUUUAUAUUUUCUCGUUUAUACGUAUAUAGUUGGAGUGACGAAAAAAGUAUUUUUCUGCCUCUGCUCUUUUCCUUUCCAAGACUACUGGAUAUUUCUCUCUGUAUUCCGAGGACGUCGCCCGUCCCUUGAUCUAUUUAUCUAUUACUCACCCAGAUCACCUUUAACCUAUACAUAAUUACCUUACUCAUCUAAGCAAAACUAACCAACCAAUCGUUUUCAUCAUCGAUAUUUUUAAGCUUAAGAUGACUGGGACUUCGACUCUGUUCCAAAAAUGUAUACUAUGUCAGCGUUUGAAGGUUAUAAGGUUAUGAAGUGAAUGGUGGAGAUGUAAGAGAAGAUAUGAUGAAAAAAGUCUAUAUGCGGAAAUGUAGGUUUAUUACGGUGAUGAUUAUGAUGAAGUUGAAAAAACAAAAAAAUUCUGUGUGUGAUAGAACGGAAACAUGAUAUUUUCACUCUCACUUCACGAUUCGCCAUUAGGUUAUGUUAAUUAUUAUUUAGGAGAAAGCCACGGAAAGCAACAAUAAAGAUUUUAAUAAAAAAGUGAA